Messenger RNA from Colletotrichum fioriniae, 297 nucleotides. RefSeq lists its product as uncharacterized. The record is from RefSeq and is a predicted model, not a curated record. Lineage: Eukaryota; Fungi; Ascomycota; Sordariomycetes; Glomerellales; Glomerellaceae.
AUGGCACAAGGCGGCGUCAAAUCCGCCUCGCGGCCCGCGCCGACGGGCAAACCCAAACACAAGCAACUCAAGAACGCCUCCCGCGUAGCCAAGCCCCAAAAGGCGAAAGCGCACUCCUCAGCGGACAAGAUGCAGAAAAAGAUGGCCGCGGGUCUGACGUCGCGGACGGAGAAGCUUCUGGGCGAGCGGGCGGGUCAUCUGGAGCUCAUCGGCAAGGGGAAGAAGGCGAAGAAGGAGGAGAAGAAGGGCAAGGGGGGGUUGCAGGCGACUAAGGGGGGUAGCCGGAAGUAUGGUUAA